Molecule: messenger RNA, 2035 nt
Organism: Carlito syrichta (Philippine tarsier)
Lineage: Eukaryota; Metazoa; Chordata; Mammalia; Primates; Tarsiidae
Product: peroxisomal bifunctional enzyme
Exons: 2
Coding region: 1-1530 (509 amino acids)
Biological process (GO): fatty acid beta-oxidation
Cellular component (GO): peroxisome
Molecular function (GO): NAD+ binding; (3S)-3-hydroxyacyl-CoA dehydrogenase (NAD+) activity
Source: RefSeq, a predicted model, not a curated record
AUGUUGCCUCAAGGCACACGGGAGGAGACCCAUGGCCUGGUGGGACAUCUCAGUGGUAGUAGACCUCAGCAGAUCUUGCUCGCAGGGGCUUCAAGGUCUGACGUUGUGGAUCACCUCAGGCACAGGCAUGUGAUGUGGAAUGGCUGCCUCGGUGGUGGCAGCAGCAGGCGGUGGCGGCUUGCCUCAGGCACGGGCGGUAAGAUGUGGAAUGGCUGCCUUGGAGGCAGCAGCAGCAGCAGCGGCAGCCAUAGUAGCUGCCCAGACCCCGGCUUGGGAACAAUGGGCCGUGGCAUCGUCAUAUCUUUUGCAAAGGCCAAGAUCCCUGUGAUUGCUGUAGAAUCAGACAAAAAGCAGUUAGAAACUGCAAACAAGAUAAUAACCUCUGUCUUGGAAAAGGAAACAUCCAAAAUGCAGCAGAGUGACCAACCUUGGUCAGGACCAAAACCCAGGUUAACUUCAUCUAUGAAGGAUCUUGGUGGUGUAGAUUUAGUCAUUGAAGCAGUAUUUGAGGAAAUGAACCUGAAGAAGCAGGUCUUUGCUGAACUGUCAGCUGUGUGCAAACCAGAAGCUUUUUUGUGCACCAAUACCUCAGGCCUGAACGUUGAUGAGAUUGCUUCUUCUACUGAUCGCCCUCACUUGGUCAUUGGCACCCAUUUCUUUUCACCAGCACAUGUCAUGAAGUUGCUCGAGGUUAUUCCCAGCCGAUACUCUUCCCCCACUACCAUUGCCACUAUUAUGAACUUAUCAAAAAAGAUAAAAAAGUUCGGAGUGGUUGUAGGUAACUGUUUUGGGUUUGUGGGGAAUCGGAUGUUGAAACCUUAUUACAAUCAGACGUAUUUCUUGUUAGAAGAAGGCAGUAAGUCAGAGGAGAUUGAUCAGGUGCUGGAAGAGUUUGGCUUUAAAAUGGGACCUUUUAGAGUGUCUGACCUAGCUGGGUUGGAUGUGGGCUGGAGAAUUCGGCGGGGGCAAGGUCUGACUGGACCUACGUUGCCUCCAGGAACUCCUGCCCGAAGGCGGGGCAGUGAUAGAUAUUGCCCAAUUCCUGAUGUGCUCUGUGAAUUAGGACGAUUUGGCCAGAAGACAGGUAAGGGUUGGUAUCAAUAUGACAAGCCAUUAGGUAGGAUUCACAAGCCUGAUCCCUGGCUUUCCCAGUUUCUGUCACAGUACAGAGAAACCCACCACAUCAAACCACGUAUCAUUAGCCAGGCUGAGAUCCUUGAGCGCUGCUUAUAUUCACUUAUCAAUGAAGCAUUCCGUAUCUUGGAAGAAGGAAUGGCUGCUAGCCCAGAGCACAUUGAUAUUAUCUAUUUACAUGGGUAUGGAUGGCCAAGGCACAGGGGCGGGCCCAUGUUCUAUGCCUCCACAGUUGGGUUGCCCACAGUUCUAGAGAAGUUGCAGAAAUAUUACAGGCAGAAUCCUGAUAUUCCUCAACUGGAGCCCAGCGACUAUCUAAAAAAACUGGCUUCCCUGGGAAAUCCUCCUCUAAAAGAAUGGCAGAGCUUGGCAGAGCCCCCUAGCAGUAAGUUGUGAUUCAGCCUUCCAGGUGAUGCCUCACAUGCUAGCACCAGUUAAUACCCACUGAAUUUCAGUGAACUUAAAUCCAAAAAUUCAAAGUAAGAUUGCUCUGAAAUACAAAGCAAAAUAAAGAAUCAGUCAGCUAAACCUCCCCUUUGAGCUUUCUGUCUGACCACUCUAGUGGGUCAAAUUUUUAGGAAUAUGCUUCCUAUGCCUCAGAAUCUGUUCCAAUCAGAUAAAUUUAGUCAAUAAACUUGUGUGAACAUAAUAGCUGUUGAGAGAGCCUCAGGAAUAAGUUGAGGUUCCCAAGUAUUUUGAUCACUGGAGAAAUAUGUCAUCAAUUAAUAAAUGAUAAAUGGGUCAGGUAUGGUGACUAAUGCCUAUAAUCCCAGCACUUUGAGAGGCUGAGGCGGGUGGAUUGCUUGAGCCCAGGAGUUCAAGACCAGUCUAGGCAACAUAAUGAAACCUCGUCUCUCCAACAAAAUUUCGGAAUUAUUAGCCAGGCAUGGUGGCACAUGCA